GGAAAUAAAUAGCAGGACAGAACUGCAGGCCGCGUGAGGCAGUAGAAAAUUGCGGUUUGAUUUUUUCUCCUCGCCCCGCCGCUACACGCCACGCCCACGCCAACGCCAUCGUCGCCGCCUCCGCACCAACCGCCCUCCUCUACAUAACCGAUCCGAGAACCGCGCGACCGCCCACGGUGGGUUCUCACCGCCAACGACUUGGGCCGGCGCGUUGAGGGUCGGCAGAUGCGGGACGGCGGCGGCUCCGGCUCCGGCCGCGAAGGCGGCGGGGAGGAGGAGAAGGAGCGGGAGCGUGGGCCGCGGCCGGGGUGCGGGGGCGAGGCGGCGGGGCAGGCGGCGGCGGACUGCGCGGCGGUGUGCUGCUGCUGCCCCAUGGCGCUGCUGGAGCUGGUGCUGCUCGUCGCGGUCCGGCUGCCGGCCGACCUCGCCCGCCGGGCCAGGCAGAGGCGGCGCCGGCGGCGCGGAGGCAGCGGGUCGGCGUCGCUGUCCGGGAGCACCAAGGCCAUGUUCGCGGCGGCGGACGCGCUGGAGGCGGACGAGGCCGAGGCCGGGGCCAGGCGCGAGGAGGAGGCGGCCGAGGCGGCGUCCGAGUUCGAGCGCGAGAUCAUGGCCUCCCGCCUCUACGGCGCCGGGUUCUGGCGCUCCAACUCCUCCCGCUCCAGCUCCCGCGCCUCCUCCGCGCGCCGGUAGCCGCGCUCGUCGACGGCCGAGCCGGCCAGCAACGGCGACGUCCCGUCGGCGUCCUCUUCUUCUUCUCUGUCGCGUCGAGUGCGUGUGUUCCCUGUGCCCGCCGUCGCGUUGCGCGGCGUGCGCGUGGAAGAUUUGGCUCGCCUCGUCAGGUGUUUAGUUUUAGUUUAGUUUGGCAUCGUGGUACAGCAGGCGAUCGUGGACACGUGCGUGCGUCCGAUCUUGGCCAUGGCGUGUCGCUGCUUUAGGAUGGGAUGGAUUCGUGAUGGACCAGUGGAAUUGCUCGGCUUGGCUUUGGAGAGAGGAACGGUGGUCGUCCUCAACUCCUGAGUCCUGACCGAGCAGCAUAUGCUAUUGUUGCCACCUGUGGAAUUGGAAUUGGAAUUGCUUGCA
Triticum aestivum (bread wheat) is the source of this 1080-nucleotide messenger RNA. RefSeq lists its product as uncharacterized. The coding region runs from base 226 to 690 and encodes 154 amino acids. Lineage: Eukaryota; Viridiplantae; Streptophyta; Magnoliopsida; Poales; Poaceae. The record is from RefSeq and is a predicted model, not a curated record. The transcript has a single exon.